AUGUCGUUUCCCUUCCAAGUCAUUGAACAUGUCCUUCCUGGCCAGCAUAUCCGCGAAUACCCCCAGAGCAUCAGGGGUCGCCAAGAGACACCCUUACAGAUCGCGAUCAAACAGUAUGUCCCAGUCGAUGCCGAGAGAUCCAGCCCGAUCCCAGACAAUGCAGUUACCAUAAUUGGAGUGCCCGGUAACGGAUCACCCAAGGAGGUGUAUGAGCCACUGUGGGAAGACCUGUACAGCCAGCUGAAAAGACUCUCCGUUCCGUUGCGUGGAAUCUGGGUGGCGGAUACAUCAAACCAAGGUGCAAGUGCGACCCUGAAUGAGCAUGUCCAAGGAGACCAAACCAACUGGUACGAUCAUUCGCGCGACCUUCUACAUAUGAUCAACCACUUCCGCGAUCAAAUGCCUCGACCACUCAUCGGCGUAAGCCACAGUAUGGGAUGUGCCCAACUUGUUAAUCUUGCGAUCAUUCAUCCACGCUUGUUGUCGACCUUGAUCCUCAUCGAACCCGUUAUCCUGGAGGUGGCGUUCGGCGGUCCAAAUCCCGCUAUCAUGGCCAGUCGACGCAGGGAUCUCUGGGAAUCUCCGGAAACGGCCGCCGCCUCUCUUACGAAGGGCCUGAGCAAGUGGGAUCCUCGUGCGCGAGACCGCUAUCUACGCUACGGACUUCGCCAAGUGCCGACUCGCCUCUAUGAUCCUGCUAGGGACCCCAAAGUUCCUCGGACCGCAGUAACACUAACAACGACGAAGCAUCAAGAGUCCUGGAAUUAUUUCACGCCGAAUCUCGAAGGGGAAGAGCGGGACCGACUGCUAUUGCCAGACUGGGAUGCGGAAAAAGAGCGACCGUAUCUCUUUUCUCGCCCCGAAUGUUGGUCUGCGAUGCGGAAUCUGCCGUUUAUCCGGCCUAGUGUGCUGUGGGUCUUUGGGGGCCGGAGCUUCCUCUCUUUGCCCGAUGCCCAGGACUCGAAAAUGCAAGUAACUGGAACCGGGAUUGGAGGAAGCGGUGGAGUAGCCCAAGGCAUGGUUGAAAAGGCGGUGCUGCUAAAGGGUGGUCAUACUCUUGUAUUCGAGCAGGUGGAUUGGUGCGCUUCAACCAUUGCGGAUUGGAUGCGCCGUUGGUUUCAGGGCUGGUUGGAAGAUGAACGAUUCUGGCAAGAACAUCGGAGCCGGCAUUCUGAUGCAGAGGGAAUCAGAUUAUCCGAGGAAGCGUUUCAAAUCGCACAGAUGCCGGUGGGGACGAGAAGAUCGAAAAAGCCGAAGCCGAAGCUGUGAACACUGCGAUUGAGCAUCGUAUUGCCAUGCAAAGGGACAGAUCACAAACUUCACAUCUUGCGAGGUAGAUCUUCAGCCCUGAUUUGAAUACAGUUUGGCUUUGCAGAGUAGGCAGUUUGCUAUAUACACUGGUAAAACUACA
Aspergillus alliaceus is the source of this 1411-nucleotide messenger RNA. Its product is annotated as putative toxin biosynthesis protein. The coding region runs from base 1 to 1269 and encodes 422 amino acids. The transcript is spliced from 3 exons. The record is from RefSeq and is a predicted model, not a curated record. Lineage: Eukaryota; Fungi; Ascomycota; Eurotiomycetes; Eurotiales; Aspergillaceae.